AUGGAUACAGGAGAGGUCUCUGAAACAGGAAGCUCGGCUAAGAAGAGCCUUAAUUUUAAUCUCUUGGAUUCAAUGACCGAUGGAUCAAAAACGAUGGCCCCUGAUCCCAAGAGGGAUCUCCCCGAAACCAAGAAGAAGAGCUGGUAUGAGAUUACCCUUGAAGAGGAGGAGGAAGAAGCAGCUCAAAAUUUCAACCAACCACGGGAAAGAUCUAACCAAUCCAUGGCCGAGAGGGAAAGAUUGGCAGUUAUCGAUGAGGAUGAAGACAAAACAAUGGAGCCCGAUGCUACUCAAUUGGCAAAGGGAAGAGCGACGGUGUUAUCAGAGGAGACCGACGAGGAUGUAUGGAAAAUAGGCGAGGAUUUCUAUACAGAGGAGGAGAUGAUGAAUGAUGAUCUGUUGAUAGAUGAGGUAAACGAGCUGUUAGAAAAAGAUCCCAUCUAUGAAGCGACCCAGAAGAAACAUGAUACCUCAGCUGAGCUUUCAACGGAGGAGCUUAUGGAUGAAGAUACCGAUCGGGCAACGGUGAAGGAAAUCAAGCAGAUCGAACCAGUAUCGCAGGAAAAAAAAACCGAUGGGGAAGGCAAAGAAACGUGUCCCACAAAGCCCAAAAAUUAUGGGCUUCUAUUUAAAGAUGAAGGCUUUAGCAAAUGGCCCAACCCCACCAAAGAAGAAAGACAAAAAGUCUAG
This is a messenger RNA of Arabis nemorensis, 690 nucleotides long. The record is from the annotation of a GenBank genome assembly. Lineage: Eukaryota; Viridiplantae; Streptophyta; Magnoliopsida; Brassicales; Brassicaceae.